UUUGAGGGUAUUGUAGUUUUGCAAUGGAAAUGAAAGGGUGGUUGGUAAUAGUGAUAGUAGUUUCCAAGUUAUUGGUAAUAUCAUCAGCGGCGUUUAACCGCAGCAGUUUUGGUAAAGGGUUUGUGUUUGGAACAGCUGCGGCUUCUUAUCAGUAUGAAGGUGCCGUAAGUGUAGAUGGAAAAGGAGAAAGUAUAUGGGAUCAUUUUACUCAUAAAUUUCCAGAGAGGAUAAUAGGCGGCGCAAAUGCAGAUGUAGCUGUUGAUUUUUAUCAUCGUUAUCAGGAGGACGUGAAUAUCAUGAAGAAUAUGGGACUGGAUGCUUUCAGAUUCUCCAUCUCCUGGUCUAGAAUAUUACCUAAUGGAAAAGUAAGCGGAGGUUUUAACAAGAAGGGCAUUGAUUUCUACAACAAUCUUAUCAAUAAGCUUCAUUCGCAAGGUAUACAACCUUUUGUAACUCUAUUUCAUUGGGAUUUACCACAAGCUCUUGAAGACGAAUAUGGUGGCUUUUUAAGCCCCCUCAUUGUCGAUGAUUUUAGGAAGUACGCAGAAGUUUGCUACGAGGAAUUCGGGGAUCGAGUGAAGCAUUGGAUAACAAUAAAUGAGGCAUGGAGUUAUAGCAACACAGGCUACAAUAUGGGGUCAUUUGCACCUGGAAGAUGUUCUAAAUUCAUAAAUCCAGCAUGUGAAGCUGGAGACUCUGCAACUGAACCUUAUUUGGUUGCUCACCAUUUGUUACUUUCUCAUGCCGCAGCUGUUCAACUUUACAAGCAUAAAUACCAAGCAUGUCAAAAAGGGAAGAUUGGGAUGACGCUAGUUUCUCAUUGGAUGAAACCACUCUCCAAAACUAGAGCUGACCAUAAGGCAGCUGAAAGAGCUCUUGAUUUCAUGUAUGGAUGGUUUAUGAACCCACUAACAUAUGGAUCAUACCCAAGAAGUAUGAUUAACCUUGUUGGAAAUAGAUUGCCUAAUUUCACCAUGGAACAAUCUUUGAUGGUGAAGGGAUCUUUUGAUUUUAUUGGACUCAAUUACUAUUCUACAUUUUAUGCUUAUUCUGUGCCCUCUGCCAAUAAUUCAAUCAACAUUACUUACUCCACAGAUUCCCUUACUAAUUUAACAACUGAGCGAAACGGAAUCCCUAUUGGACCAACGGAUGGUUCAGUUUGGAUUCAUGUAUAUCCAAAAGGUCUAAGAGAUGUUCUUAUGUACACAAAGAAAAAGUACAACAAUCCAACAAUUUAUAUUACUGAGAAUGGGAUUGACCAAUUUGAUAAUGGUACCCUAACAAUUCAACAACUCCUUAAUGAUUCAAACCGGAAAAAUUAUUUCAAGCGCCAUUUAGUGUUCCUUCAAAGAGCCAUUAAGGAAGGUGUUAAAGUAAAGGGUUACUUUGCAUGGUCAUUAUUGGAUAAUUUUGAAUGGGCUGCUGGUUACACUAUGAGAUAUGGAAUCAAUUUGGUAGAUUUCAAGAAUGGCUUGAAAAGAUACCCCAAGAAAUCUGCUAUUUGGUUCAAUAACUUCUUGCAUAAAUAGAUGAAAUACCUCUCCAUCAAUAUAUUUGAAUUAAUAAAUUAUUGUUAUUUAGAAACAGAAUUGCUUUAUUAGCAAUUCUAUUAGCAUAAUGGAUACUCAAAUAAUGAGGAUCGAUGUUCAAAUUCAUGCAGUCUUGAAAUCUGCAAUUUAUGUUGUUCCAUAAUAACCAUAACAAAAUUAACAGAUUAUUUAAUUUCUCGGCCUUUCAUUAUUUGCCA
Messenger RNA from Mercurialis annua (annual mercury), 1747 nucleotides. Its product is annotated as beta-glucosidase 12-like. The coding region runs from base 24 to 1529 and encodes 501 amino acids. Gene Ontology annotation, molecular function: beta-glucosidase activity. Gene Ontology annotation, biological process: carbohydrate metabolic process. The transcript has 12 exons. The record is from RefSeq and is a predicted model, not a curated record. Lineage: Eukaryota; Viridiplantae; Streptophyta; Magnoliopsida; Malpighiales; Euphorbiaceae.